Molecule: messenger RNA, 3024 nt
Organism: Didymodactylos carnosus
Lineage: Eukaryota; Metazoa; Rotifera; Eurotatoria; Philodinida; Philodinidae
Source: the annotation of a GenBank genome assembly
UCACGAGAGAAAAUCCACAAAAAUUUUGAGAGAGUAAUUAGUUAUUUCCAAAAGCAGCAAAAGCGGCAGGCAUUUAUUUUCUGAAAAACGGAUAAAUCAAAAAUUUAGUUAGUCAGAAGUCAGAAAGACUUCUGACUAACUCGCGUGGAAAUAAAUCAGUAUUGCGAAUCAUCGGUUCAAUAAAAUUAUAAGUGAUUUUCUCGUACGCACUGGUUUUUGCCAUACACUCAUCGGAUUUUCUGUCAUAUACUUCUGGUUUAUCACGAUGAAAAAUUUUUGAUUUAUCCGUUUUUCAGAAAAUAAAUGCCUGCCGCUUUUGCUGCUUUUGGAAAUAACUAAUUGCUCUCUCAAAAUUUUUGUCGAUUUUCUCUCGUGAAAUCUUAUUAAAAAUUUGUCUCUUAACCUCUGCUGCAAAAUUAUCUAUUACUUGUCGGGGGAUAUUUCGUGGGCGUAUAUUCUGAUUAAAUCUGCACUGUAUCUUAUCUCACAUAGUUGCCACUUCCUGUGACAGACGACGAAAUGCUGUUUUGGGGUUUGGGUGGAUGUAAGCCGGACCUUUCAUGCUGAAUCUGAUGGCAAUGUUUAUUUUUAGACAAGAGCUCAAGAACAAGGCGAAAACGGAGGUUUUUAAAAAUUGGGGUUACCGCGCUAUUUUCACGUAAUAUUAAAAUAUUUACAGCUCACUCAGAAACAUCCUGACGAGUGGGAAACUUCAAGGUAAUAUUAGUUUAUCCUUUUUUUAACGUAAUUAUUGAUCAAAAGGAAUUGAAAACAAUAUUUCUGCAUAAAAGUUUUCUAGACAACGUUUCGACAAAUCAUAAUGAUUUUAGAAUCUUUUUCUCUAGGUUUUUUAUAAACAGGGUUAUAUAUUUAUAAAGAGGUUUUCUAUAUACAUUAGUCGGAAUUUCUUGCGUCCUGAAGUUUCCCAUUCUUUCGGAUGUUUCUAAGUGAGCUGUGAAUUUUAUAAUAUUAGGUGAAAACAGCGUGGUAACCCCAAUUUUCCAAACAUUCGAUUUUCGCCGCAAGUAACAGUGUUAAUUGUUCGACUGUUUCAAAUGAAGGGAUUUUAGCAUUAGUUAAUUCUGUUUCUAAUGGUAGUACUUUCAUAACUAUAGUAUAUAAUAGUGUUUACAAUUGAACACAAUUAAUAACAUCUAAUAAAUGUCUUGUACCAUUUGCUUUUCUUGUUAAACAUCGAAAAGCAUCACGUGUUAUUACAAAUACAUAUUGUGGUAAAAUAUUACAAAUACAUAUAGGUAAAAUACAUAUUGUGAACAUUUGACAAUAUUUCCAUACAGGAGCAUCUUUCUUAAAAAUUAAAUAUUGGGAAUAUAAUUCUGGUUGUUUGUGUUGUUGACAAUAACUAGACAGACUUAAUUCAAUUAAAGCAAGAAAUAAAAAGUAUGUUCUCAGUACUAUUGCAGUACACAAAGUAAUUAAGAACAUUAGAAGUAAGUAAACAUUAGAAAUUAGAAAUGAUGAAGAAAAUAGUCUGUACAUUUUUCUUUUGCUUUGGGGCUUGUGAGAAUACAUUAUAGUCUUUUAGUAGCCAUGAGUAAACAAGAAAGAGCAUAUUAAAUGAUUAAAGUCAGUGAUUGAAUGGAUAGUGAUAGGGAUGAUUAUUUGAACAGCCUUGAAUAUUUCAGUUUACAAUGGCAAAAGCAUUUAUAUCAACUAAUAUAUGUCAGCUUUAUUUCGAAAUGCAUUUAUGAUCGAUCUAUGGAAAGAACAAAGAUCGUAAGGCUUGUUAAUAUAAUAGAUAGAUAAAGAAGGUCUUACACCUCUAGCUAAUUGUCAAUCAUGCAUCAAUUGUAUCGAGAAGUGGUGCACUUCAAAUCUUAUGUCGAUCAAUAUUUCUAAGUGUGAAUGUAUGUUUGUUUCGAAUUCCUCUCAACAUGGGGAUAGUUCAAUCCGACAGGCGUUUCCAUUCAGCGUGUAAAGAGUCUGUGUUUAUUAGGUGUGACUAUUUCUUCUGAUCUUCGUUGGGAUGUUCAUGUAGACAGACUAGUUAUUUCGCUUAGACGCCGUUUAGGUGCGAUGAAUAGAAUAUUCAGAAAUGCUUAACAGAAAGAAUACAGUUCAGCUCUAGAUUGCGUUAGAUUGUGAAACGGAGAAUAAAAAAAUGAAAAUUUGUUCUAUUCUGUACACAGAAAUGUAUCCGCUUUCUUUCAUUCAGCAAAGUCAGAGAAAGAAAAAGAAAAGAGAAGCAUAUUGGUCUACAUCUACGCGUAGAUUUUGAUUUUGACGGCUUUCCCAAGUAGAUAUACUGCUGUUUUUCUCAUUGUAACAAAUGUGAUGUGAAUCCAUUAUCGAAAACGAAAUAAAUAUAUAGUAUUGAUAUUCACAGUCAUUUAAAAAGCAAACAUUUGAGCGUAUGCGUCAGAAAUGUGGAGAUGGACAGUCAUAUUAUUACUUUUCUAUACUGAAUACAGAUCUGUCAGAACAACAACCGUAUGUAAACAAAAAAUCGUAUUAGUUAGUCUAACAUCACUAUCAACUCCAUAUAAAAUAGCUACAUGGUUUCGUUAUAGAGAAGAUUUAAAGAAUUUCAAAAAUUAGGUUGUACAUUUAACUGUAAGUGGUAUUACGUAUGAUCGUACAUAUUGGAAUUUUCCAUAUAAACCAUCAAUUUAUUCCUAUGUUGGUCAUAUUAUUAAUCAGAGUAAUAGCAAAAUUGUUGUAUUAAAAUUUGAUCGUCUUGGUAUUGGUCUUAGUGAUCAUCCACCGGCAAAUGAAACAAAUUUUGAUAAAAUUAUUGCUGUUGCUCAAUCAACGGGUACGCUGAUAUCCUGGAUAGCAACGUUGAAUUUGAGUUAUAAUGAGUACAUUAAUGGGUUAAUUGCAACUGGAUGGUUGCAUGUACAUGAUCCAGUGGGUUAUGUUGCCGUCAGUGAAUCAUCUUAUCCUGUACAAUCAGAUCCAAAAUUUUCAUCAGACUCCUAUCCUGAUGGUUAUUUAACAACAAAUCCAAAUAUACAUACACGUCAAGAAUUAUUCUAUAAUAUAGAUGAUGUUGAUUCGUAA